AAUUAGUUCAAUGUACCCUCAUUUGAAGUCACCUGAUAGUGAUGACAUAGAAGGCUCAGAAACACGGGACCAGCGAACAUUGGUAACAAAAAUUUACUCACUCCUUUCAGUUAUUUCUGGGGAUUAAUGACAGAUAGAUUUGGUAGAAGGCCUGUGAUAAUGAUCUGCCUUACAAUGACAUUGGUUGGCAUGGUUGGCUUUGGUCUAUCUGUCUCUCUGUACAUGGCCAUUGUUACCAGACUAUUUGUGGGACUUUCUGCAGGAAUUGUAGGGACAUGCAAAACAAUUGCUUCAGAAGCCAGUGAUAAUACUAAUCAGGCAUUGGCAAUGUCAGUCUUACUGACAUCAUGGAAUGUGGGACUCAUCAUUGGUCCAGCUAUAGGGGGAUAUCUUGCAGAACCAUCACUGAAAUAUCCCACUGUUUUUACACAAGAUUCACUUUUUGAUAGAUUCCCAUUUUUCCUACCCUGCCUGUUGAACUGUGCGGCACUCUUGAUUUCAAUUGUGUUGGCUUACUUCUACCUGCCAGAGACCCUUGUUAAAAGUGAUGGUGAGAACUCAUCAAGCAGUUCAGAAACUGGUGAAUUGGCCAUGCAAAGCACAGCCUCCAUUAGUUUAAUUGAUGGAGAUGAUGAAAAAGGCAGCCUCCAAAAAAAUAGUCUGGAAGAAACAGAGGAAGUAGAAAUAUUCAUUGGUGAUGUGCACAAAGAAAACAUUGAAGAUGACAUAAACUGUUGUGGUUUUAAGAGUUGCUGUUGUCCAAGACACAGAUGUUGUAAAUUCUUCAGAGACAGUAAUAUUGCAGUUUUACUGAGGGAUCGUGUUGUAGCCCUUGUCAUUUGUGUGUAUUGUGCACUUUCAUUUGUUGUCAUUGGUUAUGAUGAGUUGUUUUCUUUGUGGGCUGCCACAGGGUCUGAACUUGGUGGGCUUGGCUUUUCUACUGACCAGAUAGGCACUGCAUUACUUUGUGUAGCAGGACCUAUGUUGCUUCUUCAGUUAUGGGUAUAUCCAAAGCUUGAGAGGCGCCUUGGAUCAAUCAGGGUUUUUCAACUGGCAAACGUUGUCAUGGGAAUCUCAAUUGCUUCUUUGGCAGCCUUGAAUACCCUACAUGACAGGUUAGUUCCAAAGGAAUGA
This is a messenger RNA of Stylophora pistillata, 1134 nucleotides long. RefSeq lists its product as uncharacterized. NCBI's taxonomy places the organism in Eukaryota, Metazoa, Cnidaria, Anthozoa, Scleractinia, Pocilloporidae. Gene Ontology annotation, biological process: transmembrane transport. Gene Ontology annotation, molecular function: transmembrane transporter activity. The record is from RefSeq and is a predicted model, not a curated record.